CUGCAGCACAUCUUUUUGUCAUUAUUUUGCGGAAAACCGGCAUUAUGGAAUAACCUAGACCAGCAGACUGGAAUUCGGGACCUUCCAACAGCAUCAAGGACGCGAAACUCUAAAGAGGUAUAGGUUUGGGGAAGUGAUAACUUUAGACCUCGAUCGCAAGUGGCCAAAGGCUUUACUAGGUGCAGUGUAGGCUGACAAAUUGUUUGAACAAGUUACCUUCAGCAUCAUCAUUUAACAGUCUGACUAUUCAAUCUCGUAUUACAAUGCAAACUCGGCGGAAAUGAUUGCGGCCGCAAACUCGACGAAGGUUAUGAUACUGGCGGUAAGGCCGAUUAUUUCCGCCAUUGGAAGACUUCCUCUCGGGGUUUAUUUCGUUGGGGCAUGUGCUAUGUUUCUUUUUGUAUCCGCUAUAAGACGGAGAUUGGGAAAGCAGCCAAUAGAUAAGCAAGACUUGGCUAAGUGAUAUUAGUUGUAUGUAUUACUUAGCAGUCGCCGUUAUGACUUUUAAGUGAGGUAAAGUCUGUACCGAAGCUGAAGUGUUGCCUCAUUGCUCCUCUUUUAUUAGAAGCUCGACUAGCUUCGU
This is a messenger RNA of Fusarium redolens, 583 nucleotides long. RefSeq lists its product as uncharacterized. NCBI's taxonomy places the organism in Eukaryota, Fungi, Ascomycota, Sordariomycetes, Hypocreales, Nectriaceae. The record is from RefSeq and is a predicted model, not a curated record. The annotation marks the transcript as partial. The transcript is spliced from 3 exons.